Molecule: messenger RNA, 462 nt
Organism: Parascedosporium putredinis
Lineage: Eukaryota; Fungi; Ascomycota; Sordariomycetes; Microascales; Microascaceae
Source: the annotation of a GenBank genome assembly
AUGGCUACUACCGCUGCCCACCUCCCCCAGCUUACACCCAUCUCUGUCCUCCUCGACGCCUUUAACCACCGCAACAAGAACCAGCAUCGCCGCUCCCACUGGUGGCGACAAUUUAAUCUCCUUCGCCGCGCCCUGCGCAGGCUCAUCGUUGCCCCCGCGCUCAAGGAUCCGCGACCCUCCCUCACCACUGCCUUCACUCAGCUUGCCGCCGACAACCAGUAUGCCCCUUUGGGUCUCGUCCUGCUUGAGUUCUCGCCCGCGUCAGCUCCAUCAUCUCACCCUUUCGAUAUGGGUGUAGCGAUAUCGCGGUCCGAGCUUACCUCUGACCUCAUGCUCCCAGAAGAGACGGCUAGAAAAGUGGCACCACAACGGCGUGGUCGUGAUGAGCCUCUUGCUCAGGCGCCCCGAAAACCUCCGAAGGAGUUCGUUCCCGGUCCCGCCCAGGGGAGAUCAAGAAGGUGA